AUGGCGGCCUCUCCGCGCGCGCCGCGUCGUCACGGCAACCGCCGCCGGGGGAUCGCCUCUCGCUCUCCCCGCAGGUCGCCCAAGAGGCGCGAGAAGGCACCGGGCCGCAGGAGCCGCUCGCCGCGCGCGCGCAGGAGCCGCAGUCCCCGCAGUCCCCGUCGCGCCUAUGUGCGCGUGAAGCAGGAACGAGAGGAGCGUCCACACAGGGGAAACGAGGAGCGGAAGCAGAGGAGCUCGUCCGAACAGGAACAUAGGCGGGACAGAAGCGAUGACAGAGAGAGACACAGAGAGCACUCGGACAGGAGGAAAAACCCCAGCGAGAGGCCCGGGGGCCGAGGGCACGAGCGAGACCGGGAUGCACAGAACAUGCGCGAGCAGCAAGUGGAGAGGGAGUUCUACAAUGAGAGGAGGCGUGAGCAUCGGGAGAAGAACGAGGCGAGCGGUGUCAACCAGAACCUGGAAUUCCAGCAGGCUGAGAACAAACCCAAAGAACCGGUAAAAAAAGAGAAGCCAAGUUUUGAACUGUCUGGCGCUCUGCUGGAGGACACCAACACCUUCCGAGGGGUGGUGAUCAAGUACAGCGAGCCGCCUGAGGCGCGGAUCCCGAAGACACGCUGGCGCCUCUACCCGUUCAAGAAUGAUGAGUUCCUGCCAGUCAUGUACAUCCACAGGCAGAGCGCCUACCUGCUGGGUCGGCACCGGCGCAUCGCCGACAUCCCCAUCGACCACCCGUCGUGCUCCAAGCAGCACGCCGUCUUCCAGUACCGGCUCGUGGAGUACACGCGUGCCGAUGGCUCUGUCGGCCGCCGUGUGCGGCCCUACAUUAUCGACCUCGGCUCCGGCAACGGGACGUUCUUGAACAAUCAGCGGAUUGAGCCACAGCGCUACUAUGAACUGAAGGAAAAGGAUGUGCUGAAAUUCGGCUUCAGCAGCAGGGAAUACGUGCUUCUUCACGAGUCUUCAGAUAAAUCUGAGGCGAACACAAAGGACGAUGAUGAGGAGGAGGAAGAGAAGGAGCAAGAGUCAGACAGUUAACAGCUGGGGAGGAAAUUGGGGUGGUAAAAAUAUCUUUCCAAUAGAACAUUCAUUGGGAUAUAAACAUUGGAGCAUCAAAGCACUGAUGCCUCUUACUGCCUUAAAGUCCUUCUGUUGCUGGUCUGUUCUUGUAGCUUAUUUGGGGGACUUUAAUCAUCUGAUAAUUCUCCUUAUCAAGAAAUCCAGUGUUUUCUAAGCAUAUUUCCCGUAACAAAGAACAAAGAGCACCUGGAGUGAAAGCUACGGUGCUGGAAAUAUUCAACAUGUGUUGAAAGACUCCUAGUAGAUAAUGUAAAACACAGUGGGCGUAUUUAAAAUUAUUUUUAUGAGCUGUUUUGUCAUAAUCCUUUGAAAAUGCUACUUAACUGAAAAAUUAGGUAGAAACUAGCCAGAUAUAUUUUCUCGUACUUGGUAGGAUUUGCCAAAUUUGUAUGUCCGUUGAGAAAUCUGGAGGGGGAGAUUAUCACGUUUCACUACUAAAGAGGCAGGGAUAUUGCAAGGCCCCUCUGGGUAGUUUGCAUUGUGAAAACUUUUCAGGGAUGGGCAUUUUACCGGCAUACCGUGGAAUUCCCAGGGGAAGUGAAAGGCUUCCCAGGGCUUUAGUUUAUACUGUGGAUGGGGAGGGGGUUGAAGGCAGUAUGUGUCCAAAUACAUUGGCACUAGAUACUGAAAUUGUUUUUGGAUGUUGAGUAUCCAGUUUGAAAGCAGAAUCCUUUAUUUUUUGAUAACAGCG
This is a messenger RNA of Nothoprocta perdicaria, 1768 nucleotides long. RefSeq names its product Smad nuclear interacting protein 1 (gene SNIP1). The record is from RefSeq and is a predicted model, not a curated record. The coding region runs from base 1 to 1035 and encodes 344 amino acids. Gene Ontology annotation, cellular component: nucleus. Lineage: Eukaryota; Metazoa; Chordata; Aves; Tinamiformes; Tinamidae. The transcript is spliced from 4 exons. Gene Ontology annotation, molecular function: mRNA binding; protein binding. Gene Ontology annotation, biological process: miRNA processing.